AUGCGCUUCGACCGCCUGCGCACGCGCAGCACGAGCGCGCGCCCCACGCCGAAACCCGCCGACACGGACGCGCGUCCCCGUCGCUGCCACAGCGUCAUGCCGCGCGCUCCCGAUCCCGCCGUUCCCCGUGCUCCAGGUCCAUCCCCCGCGUCAUCCGCGUCGUCUGCCUUGUUACUUCAGACCCACUCGGACACCAUCCACUUGCCGCCACUCGACGACCUCUUUCCACGCGCGGAGCUCGAGCCCCGGAUGAAGAAGAAGCUCGUCCGAGUCGCGAACGAGACGUCCAAUGCGCUGAUCAAAGACACGCUCGCAGCUCAUGACGAACCCGGAGCAGUGCUCUGGCGUCCGGCCCAGCGCCUCGGCGGCGCCCCGAGCGGCAUCCACGUCCUCCGUGGCACCGCUCGAGACGUGGACAAGGCGCGCGAAGCCACGCGCGUCCGGGCUGUCAGUGACCACGUGCACGCGAGCAUUGAGGAGUUUGCGCUGCUGUUUAAACUCGACUCGAGUCGCGAAGCAGCCGACCAUUUGCUGCUGUUUAAUGCCGACUUGGUCCAGCACGCGACGCUGUUUACACUUGUGGCUCCGUCGGGGCAACAGCCGCGACGCUACGUUGGUGUCAAGUGGGCGCUCGUGGCGUCGCCGUCGCGGUUUUUCCGGAAACGGGAUUUCUGCUACUUGGAGUGUCAAAAAGAGUUUAUCGAUGCGAAAGGACGACGCGGGUGGGUCCGGUCGCUCCAUUCGUUGAAGCUCCCGUGCUGUCCGCCACUGGAGAAGAAGUACGGGAUCGUUCGAGCAAGUAUCUAUCGAUCGGGACUCACGGCUGUGGAAACGGAUGAACCUGGUGUGCUUAGCGUCACGUACACGGUCGAGCUGGACUUGAAAGGACGCAUGGCGUUGGAAUUAUUGCAACCCAAGUUUCUCGCGCAGCGUGUCGCGGCGCUCGCGACAGUGGACAAGCUCUUGCAACAGCAACGACUUAGUAGCAGCCCGCUGCUGGGUGAUUUGGAUAUUCCCAAUAAAAAGCGCACGCAAGGCAGCUGUAAUUUGUGCUUUCGUGAGUUGGCGCUCUCAGGGGGACUGAAGGACACGCUGGCAGCGAUUGCUAAUCGAUCCACGAAAUCAAAGCGGUAUGUAUGUCGCAAGUGCGGGGAGGGCGUUUGUCGACGGUGCAGUGACGAUUGGUGGCUCGAUGUACCCGUUGUGGGCCGUACGAAGGUACGUAUCUGCACGGUUUGUUCCGCUGCGGCGAAACAGUCGCACAUUUCAGCGCAUGGAAUACAUGCUGGCACGUGCCCAAUCAGAGGAUCCGAGAAUGGUGAAGUGUCGCAGGUCGAGGGUGAAACACACCCGAAUUUGCUAGACUUACCGCUGCAGCACGCGAAGCGACACUCGGUGUCGUUGGUGGAGCGGCGUGAUGGUGCCGCGCCAUUCUUCGUGCAACAAGAGGAAUUGAAGCGUGAUCUCGAGUUGCGGGCUACCGAGCUAAACCGACGCGUUAAAAUCUGGGACGAGAUGCAGGUGUAUGAGCGCGAUUCUAGCUUGCAACCGGACCAGCAGCAGCGUGUACACAAACAGUUGUUGCAAGAGCAACGUAAGCGUACGACGAAAGCUCGCGAGCACAAGAAGGACCAGCUUCUCUGUCGUGUACCCCCAUCAAGUUUGUUCGGUCACGAAGAAGAGAAGGGAGAACCUGAAAUGGAAGUGGUACCUCAGCAUCAUCAGACUCGGAGCAUUUCCAAGCACGAGAGUGAGAAAUCAGAUCAACAGCAGAGUUUCGAUCAGAACCCUUCGUUUGUGUCAUCAGAGGACACCAGUUCCCAGGAAUUUAGUGAUUCAGAGGGAGAACCUGUCAUUAGGCUAACAGCUGAAGCCGGGAGCCAACUGUCGUUGAACUACCGCGACAGUAGUUUUUCAGACUACGAAGAGCACACGAUUGAUGGCUUGGGUGAGAUUCGCACCACCACGGACAUAACGCGCUGGUGGCAAGAUCAACAGUGUACGAGCGAGGCUAAUGAACAGGAACAGCUCCGGCCGCGAGCAGAUCUAUCACCGGUCUCGUCGUUAAGAAACGAUACACGAGAUGCCAGUGACAAUGAUGACGGGAAAGAAGGAGAAUGUAAAAUGCGCCAAGUACAACAGCAGCCAUUACGAACGGUAUCAUCUGAGGAGCAGGAAAUGGUUAAUGCGUUUAUCGACCGGAAACGAGAGUCGAAGAACGAAAUCCAGCAUCAGCGACACAAGUACGACCCUCAGCAGCGACAGCAACUGGAGGGAGUUUGA
This is a messenger RNA of Peronospora matthiolae, 2283 nucleotides long. Lineage: Eukaryota; Oomycota; Peronosporomycetes; Peronosporales; Peronosporaceae. The record is from the annotation of a GenBank genome assembly.